This is a messenger RNA of Onthophagus taurus, 1120 nucleotides long. RefSeq names its product RAS oncogene family member RabX6 (gene RabX6). NCBI's taxonomy places the organism in Eukaryota, Metazoa, Arthropoda, Insecta, Coleoptera, Scarabaeidae. The record is from RefSeq and is a predicted model, not a curated record. Gene Ontology annotation, molecular function: GTPase activity; GTP binding.
CUCAAACAGUUAAAAAGAUAUGUUUAUAUCUAUAAAUACAUUUAACAAGGCUAUAUACCUUUAAAAAAAAUUUCAUGGCUACCAUAAAAGUCCCCGAACAAAAAGUGAUAUUAUGCGGUGAAUAUGGUGUUGGGAAAAGUUCGAUUUUUCGUCGAUUUACGAACAAUACUUUUGUGACAGCAACGGAUCGACAAUCUACUCUUGGUUUGGACCAUUUCGAUAAAGUCUAUAAAGUCACUGAAAGAGAUAUUAGGUUGCAAUUAUGGGAUACCGGCGGAAUGGAAAGAGUAGCCUCAGUUACAUCAAGUUAUUAUAAAUUUGCAGAGGCUGCUAUUCUUGUAUUCGCCCUUGACAAUCCCACUUCUUUUCAUAUUUUAUCCCAACAUUUAUUGGAUAUUGUUACUUAUGCAGAAAAUGCAAAAAUUUUUCUGUGUGGAAACAAAUUGGAUUUGGUCAAUCAAGUACCACAAGUUUCAGAUGCUGAUAUUGAUGCAUUUUGUGAGCAAUGUCAUAACUUAAUAAGUAAAACAUACAAAACAUCUUGCAAGACUGGCGAGGGAAUUGAAGAAAUGUUAUCGGAUAUAGCAACUCAAUUAGUCCAAACAAAUCGUUCCAAAUUGGAACUCCAAUCAAUGGAAGCUCAUGGUUUUAAGGUUUCAAACACAGAGGAACCCAGCGAAGAUUCAUGUUUAUGUUGAUUUUAUGUUUUUAUUAAUACUCAUUUCGCACAAUUAUUAUUAAUCAUUGGCAUUUACUUUUAAUUAUAAUCACAUAUACAUUUAUUAUUGUUUGCUAAAAAUGAAAAACGUCCAAUUACUGUGAUUGUGUUAAAAAUGAAAAGUAUCUUGUUUUAAAUUUGAACUAGUCUUAAGAAAUAGAAGCUAUAACUACUUCAUACUGUGCCAAAAAAAAAAUAAAAAUAAAAAGGCUUUCUAUUUUAUUUGCUUGGAAAGGGAUAAUUACUGAUGGGACGUCAAAAAAUAAUUUUUUUUAAUCUUUAUUCUUACUACAUUCAUAACAAUACCAAAAAAAUAAUAUAAUGUUUUUUGUAUCUCUAAGAUUUAAGAUCCUAUGUAUAGAUUUAAAUCUUAAUAAUAAUAAUAUAAAAUAAUUGACACAA